AUGGAUAUGUCAUUGAAAGAAUUGGAUCCAAAUUUUAUUGUAUACUUUGAAAACAAUGAAAGUAAUCGGAAUCAUCUUAUUAAUGAAUUUCAAACUAAAGAUAUUCCUAUCAUUGGAAGCACAGAUGUGAGUGGGAAGGAAACUUUUGCGUAUGUGAGGUUAGACCCUACUGAAGACAGAUUGCUAGAUUUAUUUGAUAUUACCACAAAUUUGAAUUGUAUUAAGAAGGUAGUUCCUAUAUACGAUCAAAAAACUCAAAAACUGAUUAGUCACUCAAUCAGAAGAAUAAUGAAAAAUAUAUUUGGUAUACCAAAUGAAAGGGAAUUGCUUAUGUUGACUGUAUUAAGUGGAGAUCCAGAUCUGGGGUUAUAUUUAACAUAUUUCGCCUAUUAUAUGAAAGCUCUGUUAUUGGCUGGUAUAAUGGGACUUUGUUUCAGAUUCUACUAUGGUAGCCAGGAUUCAGAAUUCAAUCUGUCAUACACCGUGAGUAUUGUAUUAUGGAGUAUAGGGUUUACAAUUAAUUGGGUAUAUCAUUUGAAACCUUAUUAUAUUAAUAAGGUAUAUAAGACCCAAAAGAUAUCGAUACGUGAUAUGACAAACAAAAAUAAGGUAAGGAAAGAGAAUUCUCAUAAUUCUAUAUUAUUGAAAAAAAUCGUUUUUGUACCUAUUGCAAUAAUAUUCAUAAUCGGUUUGUUUUUCUUCCAAUUAUCAUGUUUCUCAUUGGAAAUAUUUGUUACACAGUUAUAUGAUGGAAAUUAUAUAAGUUUGUUUUCUCUAUUACCACCAGUAUUAUUAUCAACGAUCACGCCGAUAUUGUUAACAAUUUACAAUUUAUUAUUUGUCGACCCAUGUGUUAUGUUAGAAAAUGGACCAGCGCCAAAUAGUUCAAAAUUGGAAAAAAAUAUGCCUUUAUUAUUCUUAAUGAAUUUUUCACCUUUGUUAAUAACACUAUUUUUAUAUUACCCUUAUAGUACUUUUUUUGCAAAAAAAUGGACUAAUGAAUUUAGACCUCAAUUGAUGAAUGAUUAUACGUUGCCAUUGAAGCAAAUUGAUUUUAUGGCAGAUAAAAAUCGGCACAAUGCUCAAAUUAUUUAUUUUACGAUUACUAACCAAGCACUUUUGUUAGCAAUGGAUAAUCUGUUACCAAUGUUUUUGAAUAAAGUUAAGCAAUUUUUAUCAGGUUCAAACAAACAAACUUCAAAAAAAAAUCUCAUAAAGUCACACAUUAAGAGAAUAAACCCAUCAGAGCUUGAAUAUUGGGAACAACAUGAAUUUUAUAAAAAUAAUGCAUGGGGAAAUUUUGAUGUUGAUGAAAAUAUGAAAAAAUUAAUCUUUCAAUUGGGGUUUGUGAUGUUUUUUUCUAAUAUAUGGCCAUUAACUCCAUUGAUAUAUUUUGUCUUUAAUUUAGUUAUUUUUAGGACUGAUUUUGUGCGCAGUUUACAGAAAUGCACUCCAUCCUCAAUCCCCAACAACACUGUAGCUCCACAUCCGAUGUACAUGCAACAUCACUCUUCUUUGGGCUCCUGGGAUAUUAUUCUUCAAAUUAUUACUUGGUUGGGGACAAUUAUAAACCCAUUAAUAUCUUUAUUGUAUUAUCACAAAACUCAUCAAGUGAUAUCAACGACGAAUUUGGGCACGAGAAUCAAACGAUGUAUUCGUUAUUUAAAGACAUUUGUGGAAUCUAAAUCAAAUAUUCCUAUUACAAUUGGUAUAGAACAAAUAUCACUGUUGUUGAUUUUUAUCUUAUAUCGAGUUCGUUCUAAUCGGAGAAGCAAAUCUAAAGUGGAUAAUAGAGAGAUUUCAGAAAUAAAUGUUACCAGAAAAAGAGAAAUGGGUAUACCGAUUAACAGCAGUACAGUAGUUUCUUCUAGGAAUAAUAAAUGGGUAAAUAAUGAGUCAACGGACAAUGAUUUAACUCUAGUUCCUCAAAUAUCUCCAAAUAGAAACAAAACAGAUCUCAAUCGUUUGGGAGAAACCGAUGAGUCUCAUAUUCAUAAGAGAAAUACUACUUUACCAACUAAUAAUCAGGUGCAUAUUGAAAGACAAAGGUCAACCACCAUUACGUCAAAUGAUGAGUCUCCUAUUAUUUCUGAUAUUUCCCAAUCAAUAGCCUCAAAUGAUACCCCAGUAAAACAUAGAAACUCCAUCAUAUCAAUGGAAAGAUUUCUUACAAAAUUGAAACCACAUCAAACUCCACAUGGAGAUGUGGAACAUCCUCUACCGGAGGUCUAUGUUUCUGGCAAAUAUCAUGAAAUGAAUGAAAAUCACUUCCCACAAACUUUGAGGAAUAUUGAUAAACAACGCGAGCAUCGCUCUACUAGUCUUAGUUCGUCGACACAUAUGCCUUCUGUUUCGCCAAAUUCAUUGGCGGCAACAGCUGCUCAGACAGCAUUAUCCGGGAAAAGGAAACAUAUAAAUCAAGAAACUAGAGUUCCAUCAUCAGCUAAACCAUUAGGAAAGCCUAAGAAAUACGAAAAUAUAUUAAGGAACAUAACAAAUACAGAAAAACAGUCCUCAAAAAUAUUAAGACAAAGAUCACAGAAAAACGAUCGACCUAAAAAGAAUCAUAUUUCCAAGCCAGAAACUGUAACCAAACAUGAAGUUAAAAUAUUAGAAAAUGAUAGUAAAAAAAAGAAAGAUCUGUUUAGUAGAUUUAGGAAAAAGGUUUAG
Maudiozyma barnettii is the source of this 2670-nucleotide messenger RNA. RefSeq lists its product as uncharacterized. Gene Ontology annotation, cellular component: cortical endoplasmic reticulum. Gene Ontology annotation, biological process: chloride transmembrane transport. Gene Ontology annotation, molecular function: chloride channel activity. NCBI's taxonomy places the organism in Eukaryota, Fungi, Ascomycota, Saccharomycetes, Saccharomycetales, Saccharomycetaceae. The record is from RefSeq and is a predicted model, not a curated record. The coding region runs from base 1 to 2670 and encodes 889 amino acids. The transcript has a single exon.